Molecule: messenger RNA, 1731 nt
Organism: Cyprinus carpio (common carp)
Lineage: Eukaryota; Metazoa; Chordata; Actinopteri; Cypriniformes; Cyprinidae
Product: cytotoxic granule associated RNA binding protein TIA1
Molecular function (GO): RNA binding
Source: RefSeq, a predicted model, not a curated record
GCCUUUCCAUUGUUCAUAACUGGAGUCAGCAUUUCACAUUUACUCUCGUUAUAACAGGCUUGGCGGAGAACAACACUGGAAAGAGCGAGGCACCGGCGUUACUCGAGAUCAUCUCAAAAUCUACACCAGAGGAUUGUGUUUUUCUCAGGGUUCGGUGUCUUAAUUCGAUCGGGAAGAUAUGAUGGACGACGAGCAGCCCAAGACCCUGUAUGUAGGAAACCUGUCACGGGACGUGACCGAGGCCCUUAUAGUGCAGCUCUUUGGUCAGAUUGGCCCCUGCAAGAGCUGUAAAAUGAUUUUGGAUACGGCAGGUAACGAUCCGUACUGCUUUGUGGAGUUCUUCGAGCACAGGCACGCAGCGGCCUCACUCGCAGCCAUGAAUGGGCGUAAAAUAAUGGGUAAGGAGGUAAAGGUCAACUGGGCUACAUCACCAAGCAGCCAGAAAAAAGACACAACCAAUCACUUCCAUGUCUUUGUUGGAGACCUCAGCCCAGAAAUCACCACUGAUGACGUCAGAGCUGCCUUCGCACCCUUUGGAAGGAUAUCAGAUGCACGUGUAGUCAAAGACAUGGCGACGGGGAAGUCUAAAGGCUAUGGUUUUGUUUCUUUCUUCAACAAAUGGGAUGCAGAGAAUGCCAUUCAGCAAAUGGGAGGUCAGUGGUUGGGCGGCAGGCAGAUCAGGACCAACUGGGCUACAAGAAAACCCCCAGCGCCUAAAAUCACCUAUGAAACAAACACCAAGCACUUGUCGUUUGAUGAGGUAGUGAACCAGUCCAGCCCCACCAACUGCACUGUUUAUUGUGGCGGAGUCACUACAGGCCUUACAGAACAACUCAUGAGACAAACCUUUUCCCCAUUUGGCCAAAUAAUGGAAAUCCGAGUGUUCCCAGACAAGGGCUACUCGUUUGUGAGGUUCAACUCUCAUGAAAGUGCAGCUCAUGCGAUAGUGUCUGUUAAUGGCACGUCCGUAGAAGGUCACAUGGUGAAAUGUUACUGGGGUAAAGAGACUACAGAGAUGGUGAGCCCUAUGCAGCAGGUGCAGGUACCUCAGCAGAACAAAGUUGGUUUUGCUGCACAACCAUACGGCCAGUGGGGACAGUGGUACGGCAACGCACAACAAAUUAGUCAGUACGUCCCUAAUGGCUGGCAGGUACCCACUUACAACGUGUACGGACAGGCCUGGAACCAGCAGGGCUUCAAUCACAUACAGGCUGGCGCUGGGUGGGCCGGUGUGAGUGCCGUGAGUAACGGAGGCGUGGUGGAGCCUGCGCAGGGAGUCAAUGGGACCGUGCUAGCCAACCAGUCCAGCAUGGGCACUGCAGGAUACCACACACACUGAUGGAGCGACGGCCACAGCAGGGAUCUACACACGACCCCCACCCCAUUCUCAAACACCCAUCAAGAUGCCUGGCCCGGGGAGGGGUGUGCCAUUUUUUUUUUCCUGACCCUCCCCACCCUCCACAUGUUAUUUUCCUUGAGUUUAAGACUUUAAGGCAGAUCUUGCUCAUCAUCGCGGGGUCUCGAGUUGCCCUUCACCGGGAUUAAACAACACACCCUGAAACACGAACGUAUUCAGACACGUUAACACACAUAAAUCCACAAGUCUUCGGCCUGGUGUCCGACCGACUUAUUCGAAGAGGACUAUGCCAUUUUUAAGUCAAAGUACUAUAAAUCAAUAAAAUCAACAAUAACUGCAACUUUUCCAUUUUGCUUUUUUUUUUUUUUUGGUUU